Molecule: messenger RNA, 3720 nt
Organism: Ananas comosus (pineapple)
Lineage: Eukaryota; Viridiplantae; Streptophyta; Magnoliopsida; Poales; Bromeliaceae
Product: calcium-transporting ATPase 3, plasma membrane-type-like
Exons: 7
Coding region: 290-3427 (1045 amino acids)
Biological process (GO): calcium ion transmembrane transport
Cellular component (GO): intracellular membrane-bounded organelle; membrane
Molecular function (GO): calmodulin binding; P-type calcium transporter activity; ATP binding
Source: RefSeq, a predicted model, not a curated record
GAGGCCCACCAAGAGUGGCGUUAAAGAGGCAGUGAAACAAGCAACAGCUAGCAAUCCAGAUUUUCCCGCUUUGAACAUUCCUCUCCUCCCGCGGAGUUUGCGCGGGCAAUUCCUCCGUCACCGCCGCCGCAGACGAAGCGUUAUUAUUAUUAUUAUUCAUUCCCCCCUUCCACACCACCAUGAACUCGCACAGUUUUCGGAUCCGAAGAAUCGAAACCCUAAUCUCACCAAAAAGGAGAGGGAAAAAAAAGGAAGAGGAAGAGGAAGAGGAAGGGGAGGAAGGAGGAGGAUGGGGCAUUAUCUGCGGAGGAAUUCGAUGGAGGAGUUCCUGAGAAGGAAUUUCGAGGUGCCGGCGAAGAACCCGUCGGCGGAGGCGCAGCGGCGGUGGCGCGACGCCGUCGGCACCCUCGUCAAGAACCGCCGCCGCCGCUUCCGCAUGGUCCCCGACCUCGCCAAGCGCUCCGAGGCCCAGGCCAAGCGCCGCCACAUCCAGGAGAAAAUUCGAGUUGCGCUUUAUGUCCAAAAGGCUGCGCUCCAAUUCAUCGAUGCCGCUAGAAAAGUUGAAGCUCCACUGACAGAAGAGGUAAGGAAAGCUGGUUUCUGUAUUAACCCUAAAGAAUUGGCAUCGAUAGCUCGCGGGCACAACGCCAAGAAUUUGGGAAAUCAUGGAGGAGUUGAUGGAAUCACGAGAAAAUUAUCCGUUUCGGUAGAAAAUGGCAUUAAAUCAGAUGAAAUUUCCAUCAGACAGAAUAUUUUUGGUGCUAACCAAUAUGUCGAGAAGCCUCCGAGAAGCUUUUGGAUGUUUGUAUGGGAUGCUUUUCAAGAUCUUACUCUAAUCAUCCUUGUAUUUUGCGCCAUUAUAUCCAUAGUUGUUGGACUUUUCACAGAAGGGUGGCCAAAGGGCAUUUAUGAUGGUUUAGGAAUCGUGCUCAGUAUCUUUUUGGUCGUCGCCGUCACUGCAGUUAGCGACUAUAAGCAGUCAUUGCAAUUUAGAGAUUUAGAUAAGGAAAAGAAAAAGAUCUCUAUUCAAGUGACCAGAGAUGGAUGUAGACAAAAGAUUUCUAUAUAUGAUGUGGUGGUCGGGGAUAUUAUCCAUCUCUCAAUAGGAGACCAAGUCCCAGCCGACGGAUUAUUUGUAUCUGGUUACUCCUUGUUAGUAGAUGAAUCGAGCUUAUCUGGAGAGAGUGAACCAGUGAAUAUUUCUCAGAAAAAUCCUUUCCUUUUAGGUGGGACUAAAGUGCAAGAUGGCUCUGCCAAAAUGUUAGUAACGGCCGUUGGUAUGAGGACUGAGUGGGGAAAUUUAAUGGAAACUUUGAGCCAAGGUGGCGAGGACGAGACACCAUUGCAGGUGAAGCUAAACGGUGUUGCUACUAUUAUAGGAAAGAUCGGGUUGGGAUUCGCUAUAGUAACAUUUUUGGUACUUUUUGCUAGAUUUUUAGUCCGAAAGGGAUUACAUUCUAGUUUACUGAAAUGGUCUACAGACGAUGCUUUGACUAUACUAGAUUACUUUGCUAUAUCUGUGACUAUAAUCGUUGUCGCAGUUCCUGAAGGGCUACCUUUGGCUGUUACUUUAAGUCUCGCCUUUGCAAUGAAAAAACUUAUGGAUGAAAAGGCACUUGUGAGGCACUUAUCGGCGUGUGAGACAAUGGGCUCCGCUAAUUGCAUUUGCACCGAUAAAACAGGCACUUUGACGACUAAUCACAUGGUAGUUGAUAAGAUAUGGCUAUGUGAGGUGUCUAAAUCACUGGAAGGUAAGGCAAAUUCUAAUGAGUUAAAGGCAAUUGCUUCUGAGAAUGUUGCAAGAAUUCUAAUUGAUGGUAUAUUUCAAAAUUCGGGUUCGGAGGUGGUGAGAGGAAAAGAUGGAAAGAAAACCAUCUUGGGUACCCCAACUGAAACAGCAUUAUUAGAGUUUGGCUUGCAUAUGGAACAACUUUUUAAUGUUCGGCAUCAAGAUUGCGAAAAAAUGAAGAUGGAGCCUUUUAAUUCAGUUAAGAAGAAGAUGUCUGUGCUCAUUUCAUUACCUGGAGGUGGAAUUCGAGCACUGUGCAAAGGUGCGUCCGAAAUUAUAUUACAGAUGUGCGACAAAAUAAUUGAUAAGAAUGGAAACACCGUCUCAUUAUCCGAAGGACAAAAUAAGCAUAUUUUAGAUGUGAUUAACAACUUUGCUUGUGAAGCAUUAAGAACUCUUUGCUUGGCUUAUAAGGAUAUGGACGAAGGUUACGACAGAGAAGAAAUUCCGGAUUUCGGGUACACCCUGAUAGCUGUUUUUGGCAUUAAAGACCCAGUGCGGCGUGGUGUAAAGGAAGCAGUUAAGACUUGUCUAGCGGCAGGUAUCAAGGUGAGGAUGGUGACAGGAGACAAUAUUAACACUGCAAAAGCAAUAGCUAAAGAGUGUGGAAUAUUGACAGAUGAUGGCUUAGCCGUAGAAGGACCAGAAUUUCGUAACAAAAGCCCUGAGGAACUGAGGAAUUUGAUACCUAAGAUUCAGGUAAUGGCUCGAUCUUUGCCUUCAGACAAACAUCUGCUGGUGACAAGCCUGAGAAAUAUGUUCAAUGAAGUUGUUGCAGUGACUGGCGAUGGCACUAACGACGCACCAGCAUUGCAUGAGGCAGAUAUUGGCCUUGCGAUGGGCAUUGCAGGCACAGAGGUUGCAAAAGAAAAUGCUGACAUUAUCAUCAUGGAUGACAAUUUUGCCACCAUCAUUAAUGUAGCAAAAUGGGGUCGUGCUGUUUACAUUAAUAUCCAGAAAUUUGUACAGUUUCAGUUGACAGUUAACGUGGUAGCUCUAAUGGUCAACUUUGUUUCAGCAUGCAUUACAGGGAAGGCUCCACUCACAGCUGUUCAGUUGCUUUGGGUCAAUUUGAUAAUGGAUACGCUCGGCGCUCUUGCAUUAGCCACGGAGCCUCCUAAUGAAGCCGUGAUGAAAAGACCUCCGGUUGGGCGAGGGGACGACUUCAUCACCAAGAUCAUGUGGCGAAACAUCAUCGGUCAAAGCUUGUAUCAAAUAAUUGUACUUGGAGUUCUCAUGUUUGACGGUAAACGCCUUUUGAAGCUCAAGGGUCUGGAUGCUGAGUCCAUUCUCAAUACAUUUAUAUUCAACUCAUUUGUGUUUUGCCAGGUAUUCAACGAAAUAAAUAGCAGGGACAUGGAGAAAAUCAAUGUAUUAAGUGGAAUAUUUCGCAACUGGAUAUUCAUAGUCGUCGUCCUCUCCACAGUCGUAUUCCAAGUAAUAAUGGUGGAGUUCCUCGGCGCUUUUGCAAGCACAGUACCACUGAGUUGGCAACUGUGGGUGCUUAGCAUACUAAUUGGGUCGAUAAGCUUGAUCCUCGCUCCAAUCUUAAAGUGCAUCCCCGUUGAAUCAGACAAGCACAUUGGUGAUCAUCACAGUGGCUACACGCCGAUCCCUAGUGGCCCUGAUUCAGUGUAAACAAAAAAAGGAAGGGAUAAAAAAAAAAAAAGAAAAACAGUGCGAGCUGCAAUUCGAGUCUAUUGCAUCUUAAGUCUUUCAACCAUGUAAUAUAAGUGAUACUUGUUUGGAAGAUACUAAGAUCCAGAUGGGAAGUUCUAUCACUAUUUUUAGGGAACUUGGAUUAGUUUUGAAUUAUGUACUGUAUCUUUGGCUCUGAACAGGAUGUUGAUGAAUACUAGCACUUAGUAUAAAUUCAAUCUAUCAUAGAACAACAAAGUUUAUAAUGGAAGUGGUUAAUAUUAAAUUGUAAA